Molecule: messenger RNA, 4400 nt
Organism: Nycticebus coucang (slow loris)
Lineage: Eukaryota; Metazoa; Chordata; Mammalia; Primates; Lorisidae
Gene: SMYD4
Product: SET and MYND domain containing 4
Exons: 11
Coding region: 303-2717 (804 amino acids)
Molecular function (GO): protein binding
Source: RefSeq, a predicted model, not a curated record
AUAGCUGGGCGGGUGGGCGGAGCACCCAGUCGAGCGGCGCGCCAAGGCUGAAGCGGAUGCGGCUUACGGUGCCAGCGCCCCAGUUCCGGAGCCUUUCUGAGCGGUCACUGGGUGUGUGUACCUCUCGGUCUUUGGCGAGUAGACGGACUGGUGGCCCAGGGAAUUAGUUUCCUACGACUCUGCUGCUAAAAAUAGAGCAGUGACUUGGUUCGGUCAGCAACCUAGUGCUGAUUUACAGCUGCUGCCAAGACGUGAGCUUGGCACUGUAGGGGCCUUUAAAGUUUUACAGAUCUAAAAGUAGCAUGGAUCUGCCUGUGGAUGAGUGGAAAUCAUACUUACUUCAGAAGUGGUCUUUACUCCCAACAUCCAUUCAGUUCACAAUUUCUACAGCAGAGACUUUGAGGGAUCUCUUUCUUCAGUCCUCUUCACUUCUUCAACCUGAGGAUGAGAUGUUUUUAAAAAGACUUUCUGGAGGUUAUUUGGUGGGAAAGGACCCUGAAGCUCCCCUUUUCUACAGAGAAGAAGGAAACAAAAAAUUUCAGGAGAAAGAUUAUACAGGAGCUGCAGUGCUCUACUCUAAGGGAGUUUCACACUCAAGGCCUAACACUGAGGACAUUUCACUGUGUUAUGCUAAUCGCUCUGCAGCCCUCUUCCACCUGGGUCAGUAUGAGACAUGUCUUAACGACAUUAUCAGAGCACAGCUGCAUGGGUAUCCAGAAAGAUUACAACCCAAGAUAAUGUUGCGUAAAGCAGAAUGUCUGGUGACCCUGGGGAGACUGCAGGAGGCAAGCCAGACCAUCAGUGAUCUUGAAAGUAUUAAUAACUUCACUGUCAAACCCACCCUAGCAGAUUCCCCCUUUCAGAUUCUACAGAAAAACCUGUGUUGUCUGAAAAUGAAGAUACAAGAAAAGACAAAUCUCACAGAAAUCUUCCCAGCAGCUCUACCCAAAGCCUUUGAGGACAUGGACCUAAGGGAAGAGAAUGAACAAAUUUCCAGUGCAUCGUCAUCUGUCACCUUAUGCACUGACCCUGUAAAAGGCCGCUAUCUGAUUGCCACAAGAGAUAUUCUCCCAGGAGAGCUCCUGGUGAAAGAGGAUGCUUUUGUGAGUGUCCUUAAUCCAGGAGAAAUGCAACCACUGCAUCACGGCUUAGACAGCAAGUGGAGAACCAGAAUCACCAAUGGGGACCUCUACUGUCACCAAUGUUUAAGGCACACUUUGGCCACAGUUCCUUGUGAUGGAUGCAGCUAUGCCAAGUAUUGCAGCCAUGAGUGUAGGCAGCAAGCCUGGGAGCUCUACCAUAGUAUAGAGUGCUCUCUAGGGGGGCUGCUUCUCACACUGGGUAUCUUUUGCCACAUUGCCCUGAGGUUGACUCUAUUAGCUAGAUUUGAGGAUGUAGGCAAAAUCCUAAGGAAGCUUUGUGAUGAGACUAGUCUCAAGGACAUCUAUUCACCUGAAAGCAAGAAUCUGGUCAAGACACUUAAUUAUGACUUGGGGGCAAAUGAAGAAAAUGGCAAAAUAGUUCAGACCCCAAUUCCUGGAUGUGAUAAUAUUAGUGGGAAGUAUGAGAAUAAUUAUAAUGCUGUCUUCAACCUUUUGUCCCAUACUGAAAACCACAGCCCAGAGCACAAAUUUCUCUGUGCUCUAAGUGUUUCUGUACUGUGCAGACAGCUAGGAGCAGCCAGUUUACAGCCAUUCACAACAGGUCUGAAAUCCUCUAAGCUGAAAGCAGCAGCAAGUCCAGAGUUCUGUCCAGAUUUGGAUAUUUGGGGAGUGGCCAUGCUGCGACACAUAUUACAGCUGCAGUGCAAUGCCCAGGCAAUAACUACCAUACAGCAGACAGGAUCUAAAGAGAACAUCAUUACCAACAGUAGGCAGGUGCGCCUUGCCACAGGCGUCUUCCCUGUUGUCAGCCUCCUGAACCACUCCUGCAGCCCCAACACCAGCAUAUCCUUCAGUGGCACUGUCGCCACCAUUCGGGCAUCACAGCAGAUUGGAAAAGGGCAAGAGAUUCUCCACUGCUAUGGGCCUCAUGAGAGCCGGAUGGGUGUUGCUGAAAGGCAACAGAAGCUGAGGUCUCAAUAUUUCUUUGACUGCAACUGUCCAGCUUGUCAAACGGAGGCGGACAAAGUGGCUGCAGGGCCCAGGUGGGAAGCAUUCUGUUGUAACAGAUGCAGAACACCCAUGCAGGGAGAUGACAUGCUGAGCUGUGGCAACAGAUCUUGCACAGAAUCCAUCAGCAGGAACCACCUAGUUUCUCAGUUACAGGACCUUCAACAGGAGGUUGAAAUGGCCCGGAAGCUUCUCAGAAAUGGUGAACUAGAGCAAGCUAUUCAGCGGUUGUUGGGGUGCCAGGAUGAUGCCAAGAGCUUCCUGUCAGCAGAACACACCGUGGUAGGAGAAAUCGAGGAUGGCCUGGCCCAGGCCUAUGCGGCCUUAGGGGACUGGGAGAAGUCAGCUACCCAUCUACAGAAGAGUCUCCAAGUGGUUGAGGUUCGCCAUGGGCCAUGCAGUGUUGAAAUGGGCCAUGAGCUCUUCAAACUGGCCCAAAUUUAUUUCAAUGGGUUUGCAGUAUCCGAAGCUCUGAACACUAUACAAAAGGCAGAAAAAGUUCUAUUGGUGCACUGUGGCCCUUGGAAUGAUGAGAUCCAGGAGCUCCAAAAGAUGAAAUCCUGUUUAAUAGACUUGCCACCCAUCCCUGUGAGACCUUUAAUGUAGGAACCCAAGGGGACUUCAACCCCCAGGAAAGAAGCCUAUAGAAGAUGAGUUAAAGAAGCUCUGCCUCUGCUAAGCUGUCCUCAGGAAAGACAGGACUUCCUGACAGUCCCGAGCCUAGGAUGUGAGGGGCAGGCAGGACUCUGAAAGCAUGCAGUUGGAGAGAGACACUCGCCUGUUUUGAUGAAUGUUUCCUGAAAUAGUUAACUGUCCUCCAGUAAAAACUUCCAGUUCCCAGAAAAGACUUAAAACUAGUGUCUGGAGAGUCCAAGUCCUUUAAAAGAAUUUUAGCUGAUCUGCAGACUUCUGGAUGUUAGCCUGGGGUUUUGGCUAGAUUCCACCUCUAAAUGAUGAUAGUCUGUUUCCCUGGAACAUUCCUAUGGUUUCUAGUUGUAAUGAAAUGUUGUGUACCACUCCAGUGGGAACUUAAACUCUUAGUAGUAGUCUUGUAAUUGAAAAAUAAUUAUAAAGCAAGGAAUCAGUAAGGCUGCUUACCUCUAGAGACACACUUAUGGUAUCUAGCUUCUGCAAAGCCUUUGUUAAAACUGAUGGAGUAUAAACUGUGAAUAGGGAAAUAAGUAUGGAGCCAUUUUAUUGUUGAGCAAUUUCUUCCUGGAAUGACAAUUUUAAUUUUUUUAAUUGUCUACCAGUUUGGGUGGCGCCUGUGGCUCAAGGAGUAGGGUGCGGGUCCCAUAUGCCGGAGGUGGCGGGUUCAAACCCAGCCCCGGCCAAAAACCACAAAAAAAAAAAAAAAAAAUUGUCUACCAGUUUUCCAGUUUUUAUUCUCUGGCUUUCCUUGUAUACUUUUUUAAUUCUUUUUAAGAUAGAGGGGUUUUUUUUGUUUGUUUGUUUGUUUGUUUUUUGCAGUUUUUGGCCAGGACUGGGUUUGAACCCACCAUUUCCAGCAUAUGGGGCUGGCGCCCUACUCCUUUGAGCCACAGGCGCCGCCCUCCUUGUAUAUUUUUAACAGACUUCGCUGACCAAACGCUAAUAAAAUCAAACUUGCAGUAACGACUUUAUAAUACAUGUGCCCCCUUUCUGAAUUAUUCUAUUUGUUGGCAAGCCUGAAAAGAAACUACUGUUUUCUAUCAGACCUCUCCAGGCUGACAAAUGAAACAUAGACUGUCUGGGUAGUGGGAAGAGAGACUUAAAAUACUGAAGGUAUAGACAUUGCUGUUUGUGGUUUCAAACUCAAGAGACAGAAGGUAAGAAUGAUUGUUCCCUUCCAUUGGGAUAUGUAGAAAUAAUCCAGACCCCAUCCUGGUCGAAGGUUGCAGGAUUCUCUGGUUCUAAACUCUGGUUGCUGUAACACCACUGGUGACCAGGUGGUUCAGGUGCAUUAGUGGGAAAGAAUGCCGGGUCUACACUGCUUUCAAGAGUUUGCUCACCCUGGCCAUGCCCAAGAACUGCCUGUUGGUUACCAUGGCAUUAUUAUCAGGAAAUCAGUAGCCCUGAAGAUGCCUGGCAGUAGCUUUUCAGGAAGCUGUUUGGAAUAAAGUUAACACUGAAACAUUUGUUAAAUGAAGGGAAGGCACAAUUUCCUUUCUCUUUUCUAACAAUUCAUUGUGGCAAAGGAGUGGCCAGUGUGAUUCUUUUUGGUAAAGCUAACUUUUUUAAGAAAAAUAAAAUGUAGUCCUACAAACAAUUCCAUAUUCUCCAAACACGUGGCAUGUUUCAUGUUCCUAA